Molecule: messenger RNA, 2445 nt
Organism: Ochotona curzoniae (black-lipped pika)
Lineage: Eukaryota; Metazoa; Chordata; Mammalia; Lagomorpha; Ochotonidae
Gene: PLCD3
Product: phospholipase C delta 3
Exons: 15
Coding region: 1-2343 (780 amino acids)
Biological process (GO): lipid metabolic process; intracellular signal transduction
Molecular function (GO): phosphatidylinositol-4,5-bisphosphate phospholipase C activity
Source: RefSeq, a predicted model, not a curated record
AUGCUGUGCGGCCCCUGGAGGAGGUGCCGCGGCCGGCCCGAGGAGCCCCCGAUGUCCGCCCGGGUCGCCGCGCCCCUGGAGCUCCCGCCCUCGUCCCCGGAGUGCGGCGCCAGGAGGCCGGGGCUGCGCGCCCUAAAGAAAAUGGGCCUGACAGAGGAUGAGGACGUGCGCGCCAUGCUACGGGGCUCCCGGCUCUGCAAGAUCCGCUCGCGCACGUGGCACAAGGAGCGGCUCUACCGGCUGCAAGAGGAUGGCCUGAGUGUGUGGUUCCAGCGGCGCAUCCCGCGCGCACCCUCCAAGCACAUCUUCUUCGUGCAACACAUCGAAGCUGUCCGCGAGGGCCACCAGUCCGAAGGCCUGCGGCGCUUUGGAGCCGCGUUCGCACCCGCGCGCUGCCUCACCAUCGCCUUCAAGGGCCGUCGCAAGAACCUGGACCUGGCAGCCCCCACGGCCGAGGAGGCACAGUGCUGGGUGCGCGGCCUGGCCAAGUUGCGUGCACGGCUGGACGCCAUGAACCAACGGGAGCGGCUCGACCACUGGAUCCACUGCUACUUGCACCGGGCUGACUCGGACCAGGACAGUAAGAUGAGCUUCAAGGAGAUCAAGAGCCUGCUUCGGAUGGUGAAUGUGGACAUGAAUGACAUGUACGCCUACCGCCUCUUCAAGGAGUGCGACCAUUCCAACAAUGAGCGGCUGGAGGGGGCAGAGAUUGAAGAGUUCCUGCGGCGGUUGCUGAAGCGCCCAGAGCUGGAGGAGCUGUUCCACCGGUACUCAGGCGAGGACCGCGUGCUUAGUGCCCCAGAGCUGCUGGAGUUCCUGCAGGAUCAGGGCGAGGCCGGCGCCAGCCUAGCCCGUGCCCAGCAGCUCAUCCAGACCUAUGAGCUCAACGAGACAGCCAAGCAGCAUGAGCUGAUGACGUUGGACGGCUUCAUGAUGUACCUGCUGUCACCGGAGGGGGCUGCCCUGGACGCUGCCCACACCUGUGUGUUCCAAGACAUGGACCAGCCCCUCACCCACUACUUUAUCUCUUCCUCCCAUAACACCUAUCUGACUGACUCCCAGAUUGGGGGGCCCAGCAGCACAGAGGCCUAUGUCAGGGCCUUUGCCCAGGGCUGCCGCUGUGUGGAGCUGGACUGCUGGGAGGGGCCCGGUGGGGAGCCCAUCAUCUACCAUGGCCACACGCUCACCUCCAAGAUCCUCUUCCGGGAUGUGGUCCAAGCCGUGCGUGACCACGCCUUCACGCUGUCCCCGUACCCUGUCAUUCUGUCCCUGGAGAACCAUUGUGGGCUAGAGCAGCAGGCUGCCAUGGCCCGCCACCUCCGCACCAUUCUGGGGGACAUGCUGGUGACACAGGUUCUGGACCCCCAGAACCCCGAAGCACUGCCAUCCCCAGAGCAGCUCAAAGGCCGGGUCCUGGUGAAGGGCAAGAAGCUGCCGGCUGCCCGGAGUGAGGAUGGGCGGGUUUUAUCAGACCGAGAAGAGGAGGAGGAGGAGGAAGAAGAAGAGGAGGAGGCAGCAGAGCAGAGAAGGCAGACCAAGCAGAUCUCCCCGGAGCUGUCUGCCCUCGUUGUGUACUGCUGUGCCACCCCCCUGCGGAGCCUCGGCCCUGGCCCCGACCCCUCUCAGCCCUGCCAGGUCAGCUCUCUCAGUGAACGCAAGGCCAAGAAGCUCACCAGGGAGGCAGGAAACAGUUUCGUGAGGCAUAACAUGCAGCAGCUGACCCGCGUGUACCCGCUGGGCCUGCGGAUGAACUCGGCCAACUACAGCCCCCAGGAGAUGUGGAACUCGGGGUGCCAGCUGGUGGCCUUGAACUUCCAGACACCAGGCUACGAGAUGGACCUCAAUGCCGGACGCUUCCUCAUCAACGGUCAGUGUGGCUACGUCCUGAAGCCCACCUGCCUGCGGCAGCCUGACUCAACCUUUGACCCUGAGUGCCCUGGGCCUCCCAGGACCAUCCUCACAGUCCAGGUGCUGACUGCCCAGCAGUUACCUAAGCUGAACGCUGAGAAGCCCAACUCCAUAGUGGAUCCGCUGGUGCGCGUGGAGAUCCACGGGGUGCCAGCGGACUGUGCACGCAGGGAGACCAGCUACGUGCUCAACAACGGCUUCAACCCCCACUGGGGGCAGACCCUGCAGUUCCAGCUGCGGGCCCCUGAGCUGGCACUGGUCCGCUUCGUGGUGGAAGACUACGACACUACCUCCCCCAACGACUUUGUGGGCCAAUUUACACUGCCGCUCAGCAGCCUGAAGCAAGGGUACCGCCACAUCCACCUGCUUUCCAAGGAUGGAGCAUCCCUGGCUCCCGCCACGCUCUUCGUCCACGUCCGCAUCCAGGGCUCCUAAGGGCCCAUGUGCCCCCUGGCUCUGCUGAAGGAAGGGGGUGUGCAUGCCGGUGUUGGUCUCACCCUGCUGUGGAGGCAUGCCUUCUAGGACCUCCCCAUUGCU